This is a messenger RNA of Phalacrocorax carbo (great cormorant), 730 nucleotides long. NCBI's taxonomy places the organism in Eukaryota, Metazoa, Chordata, Aves, Suliformes, Phalacrocoracidae. The record is from RefSeq and is a predicted model, not a curated record.
UCCCCUGCUCUUCCCACGAUCCCCCGCGCGCCAACAUGGUGGCGCUGCCGGUGACGGGGGGCCGGGCCCGGUAGUCCCGCCGUGCUGAUGGGGCCCCGCGGCCCCGCCGGGCCGCGCUGCUGCGCUCUCUACGCCGUGCUGGGCGCUCUGGUGUGCGGCCUGUGCCCGGCGAUGGCGGCGAGCGACGAGCGGCGCUCGGCGAGCCCGGUGGCGGUCACGCAGUGCUGGCGGGUGGAGGAUUUCGUGGUGGCGCAGGAGUGUACCCGCUGCUCCAGCUUCCAGGCGAAGACUAUAGUGGAGUGCAGCCACACGGGUUUCAUCGAGAUCAUCACCUGCGCUGCCUCCAGCAGGGAAGAGUACAAGAGCUGUCACUCGGCAGUGAUGGAGGCGCACGUGUUCUGGAGGUUUGUGGGCACCAUGAUGUGCGUGGCUGCCGUCUUCGCGGUGCUGGUGGUGUGUCGCCAGCGCGUGUUGGACAGGAAGGCUCUGGAGAAGGUCCGCAAGCAGAUCGAGUCUAUUUAGCAGAGCACGGCCGCUCUGGAGCGGAGGACUCUGCUCAUCCACUGCUCCCAGCUGGGUGGGAGGAGGACACAGUGCCUGGGGCAGGGCGUGGAGCCCUGCCGGGAGCUGCCCCCGCUGCCUCGGGUGCCACCGGGGCAUCCCGUGGGAUCGGCCGAUCCCCUGCCCGUGCCUGGGGAGCGUGGCGCGUAAUAAAUCCUGAUCGUUGUCA